UCCUCACUGUGUCAAAGAACACAGAGUUCAUGUGCUGAGCAGUGAAGCGGUGAGUUAACAGUGAUUCCUGGCAGCUGAGGAGAGAAAUGACUUCCCACAUGGACUCUAAGACUGCCGGCAGCAUGAAAUAUGAUCGCUGGAACGAGACCGUCAACAUGAAUGAAGAGCCCUCACAGCCCACUACGAUGAGGAUCUACGACAGAGUGUGCAGACCUAUUGUCAGCAGUGGAAUAGCAGUGAAGGCAGCAGGAGCUUUGUCUGUUGUGGUGUCCAUGUACAUCCUAGGAUAUGUGACAGGAUACUACAUCCAUAAGUGUUGAUGAUGGAGACAAGACAUUUCAGAUGAACCACGUUAAAA
Molecule: messenger RNA, 358 nt
Organism: Scomber japonicus (chub mackerel)
Lineage: Eukaryota; Metazoa; Chordata; Actinopteri; Scombriformes; Scombridae
Gene: smim1
Product: small integral membrane protein 1
Exons: 2
Coding region: 87-320 (77 amino acids)
Source: RefSeq, a predicted model, not a curated record